Aspergillus chevalieri is the source of this 654-nucleotide messenger RNA. RefSeq lists its product as uncharacterized. The transcript has a single exon. The record is from RefSeq and is a predicted model, not a curated record. Bases 1 to 654 code for a protein of 217 amino acids. NCBI's taxonomy places the organism in Eukaryota, Fungi, Ascomycota, Eurotiomycetes, Eurotiales, Aspergillaceae.
AUGCUAUUCUCCGCCUCCAGCCGUAAAGGCAGUUUCCUCUUCUUCCUCUUCUCUAUCCUGAGCACCUUGCUCCUCCUUUCCUCACAGGCACCCACUGCCUUGGCUGCCCCUGUCAACGACUUCGGAACGCUUGUUGUCCGCGAUAAAAACAUCCCCGACAAGGCAGAGGUUGAGAAACUCAUCAAGCCUGAAAACCUGCACGAUUUCAGCAAGUACGCCAAAAAGGGACAGCCCGCCAAGGAUAAAGCCAUCUACUUCACAGGCCAGGACCAAAAGACAAUCAACGACAUUGUGAGGUGGGCCAACAGUCAGCAGCUCACCUCCGUCCGCGACCUCUGGAAGAACGUCAACUUCUACCAGAAGGGCCAGUACAAAGGCGUCGACAAAGAUACUUUCACGAACUUCCAGAAAGCGUUCUCAAAGUACUAUGCGCAGCUAACUGAGGGUAAGGCUUAUCUCAUCUUCCCGCAAGACAAAAAGCCCUCGAAAACCGGCAUCUUCUAUAGCGUCGAGCUUGAGGAGAUCAUCAAGCAUGGCAAGGUCGAGGAAAUUAUUUGGAUCGACCAGAACAAAAUUCACGACAAGGGCUACAAGUGGAAGGACGAGAAAAAGACCUACUGGAAGAAGAGUGAGAAGAAGCCUGAUGGAGCUUAG